Molecule: messenger RNA, 1086 nt
Organism: Oncorhynchus nerka (sockeye salmon)
Lineage: Eukaryota; Metazoa; Chordata; Actinopteri; Salmoniformes; Salmonidae
Product: zona pellucida-like domain-containing protein 1
Exons: 10
Coding region: 1-1086 (361 amino acids)
Cellular component (GO): cell surface
Source: RefSeq, a predicted model, not a curated record
AUGAACACCUACAGACUGAGAACAAUGUGGCUGCUCCUGCUUGUGUGCCAGCUUCGCCUGAUUCUGCGGAGUGAGGCCCAGACACCCAGCACUUUUUGCAACAUGACCUCAACAUUCAGACCACCAGUGAACUCGGACAUCACAGUGACCUGUGGUACUGAGGUUAUGGAGUUGAGUAUCUUGUUAUGCCCAGUCUACUUUGGUGGAUACAACGAAACCCUGAUGGCCCUCAACGCACAGUUCAUCCUCCCCGGGUGCCAUGGAAUACCUGACUGGAACAUUGACCCUCCAAUCCUGAAAUUCAAUCUGUCAAUAACUGCUGAUGCUGUGGCUGUCUGCUCCAACACAUUCAGGAUAACCAAUGAAGUUGGUACUGGGUUAUUUUCUGACUUCUCAAAUGUCCAGUUUGUUAAUAUAUCUGGCACCAUCAACUCGCUGGACCCCAGUGCAUCUAUUGUCACCUACCGCCGGCAGAUCAUCUACAUGUUCUCCUGUCGCUACCCUCUGCAGUAUCUGGUCAACAACAGUAAAGUCACAGUAUCGGGUGUGAGUCUUGCAGUGAAGGACAAUGAAGGCAGCUUUGUCAGUACACUGACCAUGUGGCUCUACAGUGACACUGACUACACUCAGCAACUCAUUGUCCCAGAGAAUGGAAUAAAUCUGAAGACCAGAAUCUUUGUGGCCGUGAAAGCCACCAGUCUAACAGAGAGGUUCCACGUUCUGCUUGACCGAUGCUAUGCAACAACAAGUCCCGUUCCCAACAACAGCACCUACUAUGACCUCUUUGUUGGGUGUACACGUGAUAGAAAAACCAGGGUCGAGUUGAACGGAGCGUCUCAGAAUGCACACUUCUCCUUUGAGGCCUUCCGUUUCAUUGAACACAAGAACAUGACCAUCUCCACUUUCUACCUGCACUGUGUCACCCGACUCUGUGAGGUGUCCUCCUGCUCGUCCUUACUGCCCAACUGUGCAGGUUCCUCCAGGAAAAAGAGAGAAGCCCAGGGAGGGUUGGCCAACGACCAGGCCACAGUCUCCUCUGGACUCAUCAAGACCAAAGUGGACGACGGUCUUCCAACAGCUUCAUAA